AUGUCAGUCAGCGCAAUCUCCGACGAGUUGAAGAAAUUGGGUUUGAGCCAACCCGACCCUGUGAAGGAGUCUUUACCAGAAUAUAACAUUGUUGAUGUGUUCAAGAAUUACAUCACCGAUGAGUUGCACCGAAUAACCGAGGCCGAUAAGUCUAUCAUCUUUGAUGCUUUGGACACUCCCAAGGUUUUGGACCAAGGUGAUAUCAUUGUUGCACUUCCCAGAUUGAGAAUUAAAGGAAUCAAACCAAAUGAAAAAUCCCAAGAAUGGGCAGAGCAAUUCAACAAGGGUAAAUUUAUCAGUGAGGCUAGACCACAGGGUGUGUUUAUCCAAUUUUUCUUUAACAGAUCUUUGGUUUACGAUUUAGUGAUCAAGGAUGUGCUCAAGAGAAAAACUGAAUAUGGUUAUCUUCCAUUGGGUGUCGGCAAAAAGGCCAUUGUCGAAUUCUCUUCACCUAAUAUUGCCAAGCCAUUCCAUGCUGGUCACUUGAGAUCUACUAUUAUCGGUGGUUUCAUCUCCAACUUGUAUGAGAAGUUGGGUUGGGAAGUAGUUAGAAUUAAUUAUUUGGGUGACUGGGGUAAACAAUUUGGAUUAUUGGCCGUUGGAUUUGAGAAGUAUGGUUCCGAAGAACAAUUGGCUAAGGAUCCUAUCAACCACUUGUUUGAGGUGUACGUCAAGGUCAACAAUGAUGUGCGCGAAGAGGCUAGCGAAGCAACUGGGGAACCAGCGGUUGCCGACGCUGCAGAUGCAGAUGAAAAGAAGGUCCAGGCUUCAUCAACCAAUGAAAAGGCUAGACAGUUCUUUAGAAGAAUGGAAGACGGCGAUGAAAGUGCAUUAAAGAUUUGGAGAAGAUUUAGAGACUUGUCGAUUGACAAGUAUAUCGAUACUUAUGCUCGUUUGAAUAUCAAGUACGAUUACUAUUCGGGAGAGUCACAAGUGCCACAAGAAAAGAUGAAGGAGGCUACCAAAUUAUUCGAAGACAAGGGGCUUGUCCAUGUUGAUAGAGGAGCCAAGUUGAUUGAUUUGACCAAAUUUAACAAGAAGUUGGGUAAGGCCUUGGUUGAGAAAUCUGAUGGUACAUCGCUUUACUUGACUCGUGAUGUUGGUGAAGCCAUUAAGCGUUACGAGACUUAUAAGUUUGACAAGAUGAUUUACGUUAUUGCAUCUCAGCAAGAUUUGCAUUGUCAGCAAUUCUUUGAGAUUUUGAAACAAAUGGGCUUUGAGUGGGCUAAGAACUUGGAACAUAUCAACUUUGGUAUGGUGCAGGGUAUGUCUACUAGAAAAGGUAAUGUUGUCUUUUUGGACAAUAUUCUUCAAGAAACAAAGGAAAAGAUGCACGAUGUGAUGAAAAAGAAUGCAGACAAGUAUGCGCAGAUUGAAGAGCCUGACAAGAUUGCUGAAUUGGUUGGUAUUUCAGCUGUGAUGAUUCAAGACUUCCAAUCGAAGCGUAUUCUCAACUACGAGUUUAAAUGGGACAGAAUGACCUCAUUCGAAGGUGACACUGGUCCAUACUUGCAAUAUGCACACUCACGUUUGUCCUCAAUGCAAAGAAAGUCGGAUAUUUCUGAAGAAGAGUUGGAGAAUGCCAAUUUCGAUUUAUUGACCGAGCCAUGUGCUGCCAACUUGGUUAGAACUUUGCUCCAAUACCCAGAUAUCAUUAGAAGAGCCUCCCACAAUAACGAGCCAUCAACAAUUGUCACAUACUUGUUUACCUUGUGCCACAUUGUUUCCCAAUGUUACGAUAUUCUCUGGGUUGCUGGACAAGAACGUGAAGUGGCAACUGCUAGAUUGGCAUUGUAUGCUGCUACCAAACAAGUCAUUUACAAUGGUAUGACUUUGUUAGGCUUGACCCCAGUUGAAAGAAUGUAG
Lodderomyces elongisporus is the source of this 1866-nucleotide messenger RNA. RefSeq names its product arginine--tRNA ligase (gene SYR1). Lineage: Eukaryota; Fungi; Ascomycota; Pichiomycetes; Serinales; Debaryomycetaceae. The coding region runs from base 1 to 1866 and encodes 621 amino acids. The record is from RefSeq and is a predicted model, not a curated record. Gene Ontology annotation, biological process: mitochondrial translation; arginyl-tRNA aminoacylation. Gene Ontology annotation, molecular function: ATP binding; arginine-tRNA ligase activity. Gene Ontology annotation, cellular component: mitochondrion; cytoplasm. The transcript has a single exon.